AUGCCCCCUGCAUCCAUGGUUCUUCCUCAUCAACCCGCAGGGUACCUGGAGACCCCUGCCACCGAAAGCUUCAUACACAAGCUUCAGCUCAGCGUCUCCAAGGGCCUUCCUCACGCGGCGCCGGCGCCGGCCUCGAGGACGGACGAGCAUGAGCUGGUAAGGGUCAAAAGUGUCUUCCAAGUGCUCCAGGGUUUCGACACGCACUUGCUCUACUGGGACAAGAAUGUGCCGGCGUACUGCAAGAAACCGGGGACGUAUGUGUCGCAUCUGUCGCGGGCAAGCCUUGGCUCCGUGCUCAAGCCCUUUCUGUUCGCCGCGACAUGCUUGAAGCGAGUGGAGCUCUUUGUUGGGAAGGUUAGGUCGUGCGGUCGUGGGACUCCGACAUUGAGUGCGUUUGCUAGUGCGGUCGAUUCAUGGCUUAUGAGGCUCCGGGAAGCAGCUCUGAAGGAGGAAGAGAAGUCGUUUGUUUCUGUUGAUCGGACUGUGACUCUUCUGGCUUUAACUGAUUCUAUGUCAAGUUUAUGUUUGGGAGCAGAACAUCUGUAUCAAGUUGUGCAUGGAGCUCUGCCAGACGGCUUUUGGGGUUCUGGAGCAAACAUUGCAUCUAGUGAAGUGGCAGUCCAUGUUGUGAACCAUAUUUUUAAAAAGUUAAAUGAAGUCUGUCUUGUGGAAGAUGGCGAGGGUGAGCCAUAUCAUAUGCUGCUAGUGAUAUUUGCUGGAAGCUUGUUACCUUAUCUUCAGUGCCUUGAUUCCUGGCUUUAUGAUGGUAUUCUUGAUGACCCUUAUGAAGAGAUGUUCUUUUAUGCAAAUAAUGCAGUUACGAUAGAUCAACCGGCCUUUUGGGAAAUGAGCUAUAUGCUCAGAGUAAGAGGAUCACGAUCUGAUAAUUCAUCAACUCUAACUGAUAGUGAGUCUAUCAGGACAAAGGAAUCAAGCAAACAGGAACCAAGUAACACAGGAGCUUGCUUGAAAGCCACUAAUCAAGGUUACGUGGAUAUACUGUGCCCGGUGUUCUUGAAGGAUAUCGCAAGGGCCAUUGUAUCUGCUGGAAAAUCAUUUCAGCUUGUUCAGCAUGCUCAAAGCACACACCAUACUCGAACUAGUGUCACAAAUGGUUUUGACAUCGAUCAGCGUUCCAAUCACAUUAGUCGACAAAAUUGGCCAGACAUAUUAAGCUCUGAAAUCCAAAAUGGGCAUCUAAGAUGUGAAGGUGCUCUUACUAAUUCUACAGGUCAGUUUGGACAUGAUGCUCGCGAAAUGGGGGUGUUAACUUUGUCUGAGAUUUUCUUGAUAUGCUUAUCUGGUCUGUUGGAAAAUGGUGAUCAUGUUUAUGAAUACUUAAGAGGGCUGCGUACUGGUAGUGCUCCAGAUAUCCAAGCUUUUCUGGAAUGUAAGAGUGAGGAGGCAUGUGCAGAAAAUAACUCCGAAAAGACUUGGUUAAAGCUCCUAAGAGAUGCUAUCUCAGGAAGAAAAUAUGAUGAUAUGGAGAAAACCUUGUCCAAAGAUGCUGUUACGAGGGAUCCAAUAUCUGUUCAGGGAUACCUGCAAGGUGUAUCUUCCAAUGCAGUAGAAAUGCCUUUCAGUCCAUGUUGCUAUGAAAAUCCAGCCAUCACUGCUUGCGGAAAUGUACUGCAGAGGAAUCCAAAUUCUUGGAGUGAUUUGAAUAUCUCUACAAGUUUUGACCUUCCUCCGUUGAAUGAUGAUAACAUGCGGAGAGCUAUAUUUGGCGAUCUCCAAUCUGCUGGAACUAGCACCUGUGGCGAUACACAACCUACAUCAUCUUUUCCCAGACUAGAUGGAACUGAUUUUAAAUUUGGUUUCCGGUUUGAUGAUUUGGAAUAUGUUCGCCAAGAGGAUGAUAGAAGGACCCUCGAGGAACUUUAUGCAUUUCCGACUCUUCUUCCUUGUGCAAAUGAAAAUGCCCCAUUGUCGGAGAUUUUACCUUUGCAGAAAGAUAGUACACUUGCAUCAAGAGUUCUGAAGUUUAUUCAGAGCAUGAGUUUGAAAGACCCUCUGCAUCCAGUGGGUAUUAUCCAAGAAUGCCUGUCUAAAUGUAUAAAGAAACAGGUGGAUCACAUCGGCAAGCAAAUCCUGUGCAAGCUAAUGGGUGAAUGGAGAUUAAUGGAUGAACUGCUUGUAUUACGAGCUAUCUAUUUGCUAGGAUCAGGUGACAUGCUGCAGCAGUUUCUGAUAACAAUUUUUGAUAAGCUCGAUAAAGGAAAUUCCUGGGAUGAUGAUUUUGAGUUGAAUACUUUGUUGCAGGAAUCCAUAAGAUAUUCAGCUGAUAAAAUGCUCCUAACUGCUCCAGAUUCGUUGGUUGUUUCAUUAGCAAAGCAUGACACACGAUAUGAUGAGGAAAGUGCACCAACUUCCAGAAAAGGUCGUGCACAGGGUUUCGGCAUUGAUGCACUUGAUGGCCUUAACUUCACGUAUAAGGUGUCUUGGCCCCUUGAUCUAAUUGCCAAUACACAGGCUCUGAAGAAGUAUAAUAAGGUCAUGGGAUUCUUACUGAAAGUCAAGCGUGCAAAGUUUGUUUUGGACGAAACUCGAAAGUGGAUGUGGAAGGGCAGAGGCAGCACGGCACAUAAUUUUAAACAACACUUAAUAGUAGGGCAGAAGCUCCUGCAUUUUGUCGAUGCAUUUCAUCAAUAUGUCAUGGAUCGAGUGUAUCAUAGUGCCUGGACUGAGCUUUGUGAUGGCAUGGCAUCCGCUACUACAUUGGACGAAGUCAUGGAAGUUCAUGAGGCAUAUCUUUCUUCUAUUCAGAGACAAUGCUUUGUGGCCUCGGAUAAGUUGUGGGCUCUGAUUGCCAGUCGAGUCAAGACUAUACUAGGAUUGGCGCUAGACUUCCACAAUGUGGAGCAAACUCUUGGCACCGGUGGGACUGCCGCAUCUGUUAGGGCAAGAUGCGAGAUGGAGUUGGAUCGUAUCGAGAAGCAAUUUGACGAGUGCGUCGUGUUCCUCUUGAGGAUCCUAUCUUUCAAGCUCAACGUGGGCCACUUUCCCCAUCUCGCGGAUUUGGUCACGAGGAUCAACUACAACCACUAUUACAUGUCUGACACUGGAAGCUUCACUGCGAUCCCUGGGUCCCGCCCUCGGCAGCAGCCUUGA
Molecule: messenger RNA, 3111 nt
Organism: Triticum turgidum subsp. durum (durum wheat)
Lineage: Eukaryota; Viridiplantae; Streptophyta; Magnoliopsida; Poales; Poaceae
Source: the annotation of a GenBank genome assembly